AUGUCUUGUUCAACCAUCGAUGACACGUUCGGUCCUCACGCCAAAGACUGUCGAGGCGGUUUUGACUUCACUCUACUCUUUGAACAGCUCGUUCUUACCAUCCUCCCGCUGAUUCCUCUACUGAUUGUUGCGCCCUUUCGUCUUUUCUAUCUAUCCAAGAAGCAGAAGAAAGUGGUCCAGAGCCCGUUGCUCUAUAUAAAGUUAGUAUCUUAUGCUAUCUAUGCUGCGCUCACCCUUGUCCUUCUUCUCGGCUGGGCAAGCACAACGAUCAAGACUAGAGCUUCUAUUCCGGCCUCUGCUCUUACGAUCGCUUCUUAUACGGUUAUAGCCGUUUUAUCGUACGCCGAACAUGUAAAGACCAUUCGCCCGUCUUUUCUCCUCAACAUCUAUCUGUUCUUCUCACUUCUGUUUGACAUUGCUCAAGCAAGGACCUUAUGGCUACGGCAAAUCGAUCUUCCUCUGGCAAAACUUUUCACAGCUUGUGUUGCUCUUAAAUGUUUCGCUCUUCUACUAGAGGCCGUGGGAAAAGAGCGUAUUUUGGAGCCACAGUUCAAAGGGGCCCCACCCGAGGAGGCCGCUGGGAUAUAUAACCGAAGUGUUUUCUGGUGGCUAAAUGGUCUCUUUCGAAGAGGUUACACUAACACUCUUUCACUUAAUGAUCUCUAUGGACUAGACAAACAUCUUGGAGCUGCCUACUUACACAAUCUGCUGGAAUCCUCAUGGACAAAAGUCACAAAUAGAACUCCGCACGCGUUGUUUUUCUCAACAUUGGGGUCUCUCAAAUGGCCAUUGCUGUCUGCAGUAAUUCCUCGGUUGUCGUUGACUGCCUUUAACUUCUGCCAACCAUUUCUACUUAAUCGCGCUAUUAAACUUUCAGAGGAACCGGUCUCAACUGAAUCAAACAAUGACGGUUACGGCCUUAUUGGUGCCUAUGUUUUUGUAUACGUCGGUAUUGCCAUCUCGAUGGGACAAUCCCAACACAUAACAUAUCGCCUGAUUACCAUGGCUCGAGGAGGGUUGAUCUCUAUGCUGUACAACAAGGCAACAGAUCUCAGUAUUACCUCUAUAGACCCAUCCUCGUCUAUGAUUCUUAUGAGUGCGGACAUCGAGAGAAUCACUACUGGCUGGCAAACAAUUCAUGAGAUUUGGGCAAACAUGAUUGAAGUAGCACUGGCGAUUUAUCUACUAUACGUACAACUAGGUGCAUCAUGUGCUGUUCCCAUUGGGGUCGCUAUCGUGUCCAUGGGCGGGUCCCUCGGAGCGACGAACUUUAUAAUGUCGCGUCAAGCCAUGUGGCUCGAGGCUAUUGAGAGACGAAUCACAGCAACCACGGCCAUGUUAGGCUCUAUGAAAGGUGUAAAAAUGUCUGGCCUCACAGAUAUUUUGUCUGAGACGCUUCAAGGUUUAAGACGCGACGAAAUGAGGAUCUCGAAGGGGUUCAGAAAACUCUUGAUAUGGAAUAUGGGAUUUACCUAUAUUACGCCAGUUGCCGCGCCAAUAUUGACCUUCGCUGUCUUCUCUAGUGGGGGGACUUUGAACACUGCGCAAAUAUUCAUGUCAUUGUCGCUAUUCACGCUACUUUCAGAACCGCUGCAGUCUCUUAUAAUGUCUCUAGCGACUCUCAUGGGUGCUGUCGGCUCGUUUGCCCGCAUUCAAGAAUUCCUCACUACUGAACCCCGUGUUGACGACCGGACACAGGCAAGUGAUUUGGAUAUCGUUCUCCGCCAGCACGAGCAAUCCAAAAAGGGAAAGUCGAGUUCAGACACAGCAACGGAGAAAUCGGACUUUGCAGCUUCAAUACGGGAUGAGAACCCCCCUUCGGCUUUUGAUGCUAUCAUUAUCCAAGACGGGAACUUUGGUUGGGAUAGAGAGAAGGAACCCCUUCUCCAUUCGAUCAAUAUGGUGGUUCCGCGGGAAAAGCUUACUGUGGUAGUCGGCCCUGUUGGCUGUGGGAAGUCGACCUUGCUCAAAGCUAUCUUGGGAGAAAUUUCUAUCCUCGGAGGAACAGUUGAGGUGUUAUCGCCAGAGGUUGCCUUCUGUGAUCAGACACCGUGGCACAUGAAUGGAACAAUCCAGGAAAGCAUCCUUGGAAUGUCUGAUCUGGAAGAAAAGUGGUAUAAUACUGUGAUCCAUGCUUGCGCCCUCGAUGCAGAUCUCCGCCAAUUACCGUUGGCGGACCAAACUCCGAUUGGCAGCAAAGGAUUUGCAUUGUCUGGUGGACAAAGUCAGCGCAUUGCACUGGCUCGAGCCAUCUAUGCCCGGAAGGACGUAGUCAUUCUCGAUGACGUCCUCAGUGGACUCGACACUACAACCGAAAAUACUGUUUUUCACAACCUCCUUGGAGUUCAUGGUUUACUACGCAAGCACCGUUCGACCGUUCUUAUGACAUCUUCCUCAGCAAAACGUAUCCCAUAUGCAGACUACAUUGUCUCUCUCGACUCUUGUGGUCGAGUUUCUGAGCAGGGAACUUUCAAAAAGUUAUCCUUACAAGGGGGAUAUGUGUCGUCGUUCAGUUUGGCCCCGCCUGAGUGGCAGUACUAUCAGCAAUCUGUAGACAUAUUUUACGGCAAGUCCAGCAAAGAAGUUGCUACUACAACUGAAGUACUUGAUCCUACAGUGGACGAUUCUGAAAGACGAUCCGGCGAUGUUUCAGUCUACCUAUAUUAUAUUAACGCGGUUGGAUGGAUACCGACCUUGAUCUUUGUGGUCGCCAUCUCGAUCUUUGUAUUUUGUUUAUCAUUCCCAACCAUUUGGGUUAAAUGGUGGGCAUCCUCGAAUGCAGAACACCCCAACGCGAAACUGGGCUAUUAUCUUGGGAUAUAUGGUCUUCUUGGGGUCCUUGCUCUGGUCUUCCUAAUCAUCAGUUGUUGGCAAUUAAUCAUUACAAUGGUCCCUCGAUCUGGCGAGAACUUCCACUGGGUAUUAUUAAAGACGGUCUUAGGCGCACCGAUGUCAUUUUUCACUUCCACCGACAUUGGCGUGACAGUGAACCGGUUCAGCCAAGAUCUUAUGCUGAUAGACAUGGAACUACCAAUUGCCGCAUUGAAUACUUUCGCAACCUUGGUUUUAUGUGUUGCGCAAAUGAUACUCAUCGCCGUCGCAUCUACAUACGCAGCGAUAUCUUUCCCUAUCGUCCUCAUUGCCCUUUUCUUCAUCCAGAAAUUCUAUCUCCGGACCUCGCGCCAACUCCGAUUCUUAGACCUCGAGUCAAAGUCCCCGCUGUAUUCACAAUUUUUCGAAUGCUUGAAUGGCCUCGCUACUGUGCGAGCAUUUGGCUGGCAAAAUGGAAUGGAAAAGAAGAACCGCCACCUACUAGACCAGUCACAAAAGCCUUUCUACCUGCUAUUUGCAGUUCAGCGCUGGCUUACCAUGGUGCUAGACUUGGUGGUGGCGGCGAUAGCUGUGAUGCUUAUUGUUAUGGUCGUCCAACUACGAGGAUAUAUGAGCCCUGGAUUCGCUGGGGUUGCAUUGCUCAAUGUUAUUCUAUUCAGCCAGAGCAUCAAAAUGCUGCUUACUUUCUGGACCAAUCUUGAGACGCACAUAGGAAGCAUUGCCAGAGUCAAAGACUUUACUGAGACAACAGAAGGAGAGCACCUCCCCACAGAAAAUCAAAUUCCACCACCAUCUUGGCCAUCCCAAGGUGCCAUGGAAUUCACCAGGGUAGUUGCAGAGUAUAAAACAUCUCAACCUGUGUUAAAAGACAUAUCAUUCUCUGUCAAGGCUGGAGAAAAGGUCGGCAUAUGUGGCCGGACUGGAAGUGGUAAAUCGUCUCUAGUUGCGAGUAUCUUUAGAAUGAUUGAACAACCGGGAGGGUGUAUAACUAUUGACGGUCUCGAUAUUUCCACCAUUCCACGAGAAGAAAUCCGAACUAGGAUCGUCGGCGUACCGCAAGAUGCGUAUCUCCUCGACGGAAGCGUCCGACUCAAUGUAGAUCCAAGAGGAAGAGCCGAAGAUUUAGCAAUAAUUGAUGCGCUCAAGAACGUUCAGUUGUGGGAGAAUAUCAAGGCAAAAGGUGGACUCGAUACGGACAUUGAGAAGAUUUUCUUGUCCCAUGGGCAAAAGCAACUGUUCUGCCUAGCGCGAGCAUUGCUAAGACCCAGCACGGUACUUAUUCUAGAUGAGGCAACGAGCAGCGUGGAUGCUGAGACAGAUAGGUUAAUGCAGCGCAUUAUUCGAGAGAGAUUUUCCCGCCACACCAUUAUAUCCGUUGCCCAUAAGUUGGACACGAUCUUAGAUUUCGACAAAGUCCUUCUGCUGGAUAGUGGUUCUGUUGUUGAAUUUGACAGUCCACAUGAACUCCUCUCGGACCAGUCGUCGGCAUUCCAUAACUUGUAUCACGGUACGGAAACGGGCGACGACGGGGGAGAUGUAUCUGAGCGGGUAACUCUCUCGGGAUAG
Venustampulla echinocandica is the source of this 4398-nucleotide messenger RNA. Its product is annotated as p-loop containing nucleoside triphosphate hydrolase protein. The transcript is spliced from 15 exons. The record is from RefSeq and is a predicted model, not a curated record. Gene Ontology annotation, biological process: transmembrane transport. Bases 1 to 4398 code for a protein of 1465 amino acids. Gene Ontology annotation, molecular function: ATP hydrolysis activity; ABC-type transporter activity; ATP binding. Lineage: Eukaryota; Fungi; Ascomycota; Leotiomycetes; Helotiales; Pleuroascaceae. Gene Ontology annotation, cellular component: membrane.